AUGUCGACGCGGCUGGAGAGCGGGACGAGGGUGGGGUGGCUGUUUAACUACCACCCCACCACCGAGGUGCUGCAAGAAGAGGAGGACGCUUUCACCGGCGAGGGGGCACAGCGGGCGGUGCUCGUGCUGCUCUUCCAGGACCUCGCCGGCGACACCUUCUACGUGCACCUCCACUACGACCCGUACAUCCUCGUGCAGGCCGUCGAGGGUCACGAGCGCGAGGUGGAGCUCGGCCUCAUGUCCACCUUUGGCCAGCAGAUCAUCAGCGAAAUUGUCGCCGUGGAGAAGGAAGAUCUCGAUCUCGUGAACCACCUGAGUGGUAAGAAGCGCGUCUACCUCAAGGUGGUCUUCCGCAAUGUGCAGGACCUCACGACGGUGCGCGGGCGACUGGAAAAGACCGUCAAGCUCAACGCCUCCCUCGGUUCCGAGAACCCGCUGCGGAGCCAGUUCAGCGGCUCGCUCGGUGACGCCAUGGCCAAAACGUUCGCUGAGGAUCCCCUUUACAGCGCAGCCGGUAGCGGUCGGUGGAUGGACUGGGUGCAGGACAUACGCGAGUACGAUGUUAAGUACCACAUGCGCGUCGCCAUCGACAUGAAGGUGUACUGUGGUCUCUGGUACGACGUGACGGUCACGGAGGGAGGUGCGCGUGUGCAGCGGUGCGAUGACAGCCGCUACGCGCCGGCCAUGCCACGCGUCAUCGCCUUCGAUAUUGAAACGACAAAGGCUCCUCUGCGCUUUCCGCAGCCGGAGGUGGAUGAGGUGUACAUGAUAUCCUACAUGCUGGACGGUCGCGGCUACCUGAUCAUCAACCGCGAGAUCGUGACGGAGGACAUUGCGCCGUUCGAGUAUACCCCAAAGCCCGAGUACGAGGGCUUCUUCGAUACCUUCAACGAGGAGAACGAGGCAGCGACACUGCGACGCUUCUUCGAUGAGAUGCGCAAGUACAAGCCGAACGUCUACGUCACAUACAACGGCGACUAUUUCGACUUCCCCUUCAUCCACGCCCGUGCCCUGUACCACGGCAUGAAUAUGCGCAAUGAGAUCGGCUUCACGCAGAUGGCCGACGGCGCCUUCCUGAACAAGCAGAUCCCUCACCUCGAUUGCUUCUACUGGGUGAAGCGGGACUCGUACUUACCGCAGGGCAGUCAAGGCUUGAAGGCGGUCACGAAGUACAAACUCGGCUACGAGCCUAUCGAGGUGGACCCCGAAGACAUGCUCCCUCUCGCGCAGUCGCAGCCGCAGCGCAUGGCCUCGUACUCGGUGUCGGACGCUGUGUCGACGUGGUACCUCUAUCAGAAGUACGUGCACCCCUUCAUCUUUUCCCUCGCCACGAUUAUUCCGAUGCCACCAGACGACGUGCUGCGCAAGGGCUCAGGCGGCUUGUGCGAGUCGCUGCUGAUGGUGCAGGCAGAGGCGAACAACGUGGUGUUUCCGAACAAGAAGGAAAUAGAGCGGGAGCGUUUCUACGAGGGCCACCUAAUUGACACGGAGACCUACAUUGGCGGCCGUGUCGAAGCGCUGCGCAGCGGCGUGUACCGCUCCGAUAUCCCGAUGACGUUCGACAUGAAUCCUGAUACCUACCAGAGUCUCAUGGACGACGUCGACGAAGCACUCCGCUUCACCCUCGAGGUGGAAAACGGUGUCAAGGUAGAGGAGGUAACGAAUCUGGAAGAGGUAAGGGCGGCCGUCCUCGCCAAGCUAACGAACCUGCGCGACCGGCCGCACCAGCAAGAGAAGCCUUUCAUCUACCACCUCGACGUCGGUGCCAUGUACCCGAACAUCAUCCUCACAAACCGCCUGCAACCGUACGCCAUUGCGCGGCCAGACGUGUGCGCUGGAUGCUGCUUCAACUCCCCGAACAAUGAGGCGCAGUGCAAGCGUGUCAUGUCGUGGAAGUGGAGGGCCGAGCUCUUCACCGCCGGCCGCUACGAGUUUCAGCGGGUCAAGGCCCAGCUCGAGAACGAGUCCUUCGCUGCCGGCGUGAUUGAGCAGGCAAACCUCGCGGCCGUGCAGAAAAAGGUGUACGGCAACCGAAAGGGCAAUGUACUGGAGGGCACUUCGUACGAGCGGAAAGACGACUGGAAAAAGAACCAGAGCAGUCUCAAGGGUGCCGGCGGUGCCGGAUACCGACAGGAGUCGCGGCAGCAGCAGCGCGAGGCUGCCGACGCGCUUCUCCAGCGCGAGCUCGGUGCCGAUCGCGCCGGCGGCGGCGGCACCUCCGACUCGGACGACGACGCCGACGACGGCCCAAAGGCGUACCACAAGCUCAACGAGAACACGCAGUUCAACAUGCUGAAGCGGCGGCUCAGCGAAUAUAGCCGAAAGGCCUACGGCAAGAUUCACGAGACGCGCGAAGUGAUGCGGUCCAACGUGGUGUGCCAGCGCGAGAACUCCUUCUACGUCGACACGGUCCGCCUCUUUCGCGACCGCCGCUACGAAUACAAGGCAGCACUGAAGACAUGGAAGAAGAGACUGGACGCUGCGAAGGACUCGGACGAGCGCAAGGUGUGCCAGAGUCGCUGCGUGCAGAUGGAAUCGCUGCAGCUGGCGCACAAGUGCAUCCUCAACUCGUUUUACGGCUACGUGAUGCGGAAAGGCUCGCGGUGGUCGAGUAUGGAAAUGGCGGGCAUCGUCACCUAUCUCGGCGCGACGCUGAUUCAGAUGGCCCGCUCGCUUGUCCAGCAGAUCGGUGUGACGCUCGAGCUCGACACGGAUGGCAUCUGGUGCUGUCUUCCCAACACGUUUCCCGAGAACUUCACGUUGACCACGACAAACCCGUCCAAGCCGAAGAUAUCCAUAUCGUACCCGUGCGUCGUGCUGAACAAAAUGGUGCACGAUCGGUACUCGAAUCACCAGUACCAGGACCUUGUCAGCACGGGCGUGUACAAGACGCACAGCGAGUGCUCGAUCUACUUUGAAGUGGACGGCCCGUACCUCGCCAUGUUGCUGCCUGCUAGUCGCGAGGAAGGCAAAAGCAUCAAGAAGCGCUACGCCGUCUUCAACCCGGACGGCAGCUUGGCCGAGCUCAAGGGGUUUGAGCUGAAGCGUCGCGGAGAGCUGAUGCUUGUCAAGGACUUCCAGUCACAGGUGUUCCGCCGCUUCCUCGACGGCAGCACGCUCGCUGACGCGUACGCCUCGGCGGCUGUCGUGGCCGAUGCCGCACUUGACAUGCUUGAGUCCCAAGGCGAAGGCUACGAUACCGAGGAGAUCCUGGAGAAGAUUACGGAGAGCAGCAACAUGACUCGGCGCCUCGCCGAGUACCCCGAAUCGCAGAAGUCGCUGGCCAUUACGACGGCACGGCGCAUUGCCGAGUUCCUGGGACCGCAAAUGGUGAAAGAUAAGGGCCUGGCGUGCCACUUCAUCAUCUCACGCAUGCCGACCGGCCGCCCCGUCACGGAGCGGGCCAUUCCCGUCACGAUAUUCCGCGCGGACCCGGCAGUUCGCACGCAUUUUCUGCGCAAGUGGACCGCCGACGCGACGGUUCCGUCCGAGCUGAAUUUGAAGACGCUGCUGGACUGGGACUACUACACCGCACGCUUCAGCGCCUGUGUGCAGAAGAUCGUGUCUAUUCCGGCGGCGCUGCAGUCGCUGCCGAACCCAGUGCCGCGCGUGGAGCACCCGGACUGGCUGGAGAAGCGCAUUCGUCACCGCAACUCCCGCUACCGUCAAGUCUCACUUCUCGGCAUGCUAUCAAAGGCGCAAGUCAAGAACGAGACACUGGCUGGCGUGUCGGCGGCAGCCGCCGCCGCCGCUGCUGUCAGAGUGGACGAGGACGAAGACGUGGUCGUGCUGAAGCACGGGGGCGGUGCAGGCGCUGUAGAGGGAGAGCUGCAGGACUUGGAGGACAUCGUGGACGGUGCAGGCAGCAGCACCGUACGUCACGCGCCCAAGACACAGAAGGCCGGUGCGGCCCGUGCUGGUGAACGACGAUGUGCCGCGGGGGCGGACGCUGAAGCGGACUGGGACGAAGACAACGCGGAUUGUGAGGGGGAGUCGGAGGACGACAUGGAGCGGCUACAACGCGAGGCGGAUGCUGAGCUGGAUGCGCUGGCACACGAUGUGAAGCAGCGCUACUUUGCGCCAAAGAGCGCGAACGCGCUCGACGCAGACUUUUUCGCUGACCGUGGUGCGAAGCGGUGGCUGGCGCAGCGCAAGGACACGUGGCUGCAACGAGCUCGCCUGCGCAGGGAGCUGGCACUCGAGAACGGCCUGAGCGAGGUCGCUCUGGGCGGCGAGAACAGUGACGCAGCGGCUCUCGGGCUAGCGACGGUGCCCGAUGCCGCUGGCAUGAGCAGCCCCUUCAUCGAUCUAAAGUCACGCGCGCUGGCGACCGUCUGGAACGUGCUCGAGGUGCGCGAUAAUGAGGAGAGCCCCGGAACUGUGCAGGUGCUUGCGGCGCUGGAGCACAGCCUGUACUCCUUUCGCGUUCAGGUGCGUCGCACCGUCCUUCUCGACGCGGACCCCGCGCUGCGGCUGGAGGCGUUCGACGCCACUGAGGUCAGCGGGCGGGUGCUGCCGCGGCGUGCAGCAGCAGGUCGCCUCUACCAGGUCAAUGUUCCGCCUGGCGAGGAGGGGGAGCAGUGCCUCAACGCGCUGCACGUGAUGGAGGGUGUCCGCCAGAUCUACGAGGAGCAUCGCACGCGCGUGGACGCGUUCGUGGAGCAACUCGGUUGCUGCGUCUCCGUCGACUCGGCGCGACACCUGCGCAACGCGCGUCGUCGCCCACCGUCGAAGCGUGAGCUCUUUGGCAUAGAUGAGAUGAACAUGCACACGUACACGAAUUAUCUCAGCUGUGGCGCCGCGGACCGUGCCGUGUUCGUCUUCCACGCGGUGACGGAGCAGCGCGGUUUGAUCGCUACGGUUUAUCCGCAGACGAAUACUGCCUUCGUUGUCUUUAUUCAACCAGCUGAAGCGGCGAAACCCGUGAUCAACUGGGGCAGCAUUUGCGCGGAGAGCGCGAAGCGGCUGCACACGAGCACGCCGGAGCCGAUUCAGGUCACAUCCGCGGUGGCGGUGGAUCAGCGGGCGGCGUGGCGGCAGGUUCAUCAGCACCUGAGCGCCGCUUUGGAAAGCACCAAGGCGCCUCUUCUCGCUGUGCUUCAGAGCUGCCAGCCCACGUCGACACUCCUGCAUCAGCGCGCGUUGCCUGUGGGACUGCCGUACCUGCGUGUCCUCGGCGCUGCGGAGGAUGAGCGGCUGCUGAGCGACCCGUUCCGCUGGACACGCCUGCUGGCGCGGCGGCUGUUCGAGCGCUUCUUCGCUUCGCUGUUGUGGGUAGAGGAGCGUCUGGCGCUGAGCCGUGUCUCCGGCAUCCCGCUUUGCAACAUUGCCCAGGACAGCUGCGUGCAUGUGCUGGAUGUGCUGUACAGUCGUGCCCUGCACCGGCGCCAUCACGUGCUGUGGUGCAGCAGCGACCCUCUCAUCACUUUUGACACCGUGGAGGAGCGUCCACGUGAGGUGUGCAUGACCGGCGGCUAUACUUCGUGGUGCGUCGAAUUCAGCCUUUCGCGCCUGGACGUCGUCGCCCUGCUCUUCUCACAGGCGAUUGAGGAGGGCGAUGACCCGAACGCGCGGGUGCUGUCUGACCGUGGCGUAUCCACGCACUUCAAUAUCCUGCGUGAUCUGGUGGCCGACUUGCUGGGGCAGGCCAUGGAGAACAUCCUUGCUGACACACUCCUGAACAACGUGGCGCGGUGGCUGCGCGACCCGGCGUCGUCCUGCUACGAGCCGCGCUUGGUGGAGCUUCUCAGUAGCCUCGCGCACCGUGCCCUCACGGGCAUCCUGCUCCGCCUCGCCAAGCUCGGCGGCCGCGCCGUAAAGGUGGACGGCAGUUCCGUCACCGUCCUCACCUCCAAGUACUCGCUGCAAGAGGCGGUGAGCUUCGCACGCUUUAUGACAGCAUCGCUGCAAGACCAGCCGAUGCUACUGCUACUCUCACUGCAGCCAUUGCGCUACUGGUGUCCAUACGUUGUGCUUGACCCUUGCGACUACGCUGGCCUGUUCAUCACCGAGGACGCCAUCAAGCUCAAGGAUGGCGAGGAGCCGACACGAUCGGAUCUGCACGUAGCUCAUCAGCUCACGAUGGCUAGCCGACUUCCCAGCCGUGUCCGCAGCACUUUUGCGAAGCGCGUUGUCGAGACUCUCUACCAGCUGAACGCGUCAACACGCCAUGUCUACUGCGGCACGGUGGCCGAUCACACGGUCACGCUCGCCACGCGACACGAACACCUGACGCGGCGCUUGCUGCAGGACUCGCAGAAGCUCUUUGAGGGUGACCUGCAGACAGAGAUCAUGGACGAGGUGCAGCGCGUGACGGACACGCGCGACUUGUACACCGAGGAGGAGCACGCGGCCCACGAGCGCGGCGAGCUGACGCUGUGGUCCAGCGGCGCCGUUGCACUCGAGUACGCGAAGUGUGUGUGUCGCGUGCUGGAGCUGAUCCCGUGCAACGGCGCCGUCGGCAAGGUACGCAACAACUGCAUGCGUCUCUGCGGCAUCAGCCCCUUCUCCGCCCAGUCGCAGUUUCAGGCCGAUCCGUUUCUGGCGCACCGCCUUCAGUCCGUCACCUGCAGCUUCUGCAACUCACACAUCUUGAUCGACUUGCUUGUGAGGCGGAAGUCGGUGACGUCGCCAUUUACGUGCACAGCGUGUGCGGCGCCCAUUGCGGCAGCUUCCAUGGAAGGAACGCUGGUCCGUCAUGUGAGUCAGCUGCUGCGAGUUUACAACCAGCAGGACUUCGUGUGCACAAAGUGUCGUGAGAUGACAACAACCUACGUGGCCGAAAGGUGCUGUGGCGCGCUCGUCGGCAAGGCCGCGCCGGUAGAGGGCGAGCUCCGGGCAGUUCAUCACAUUGCGAAGAUACAAGGUUUUGCGUGGCUUGCCGAGAGCGUGGAGGCGGCGCUCCUCUGCACGUGA
This is a messenger RNA of Leishmania major strain Friedlin, 6915 nucleotides long. Its product is annotated as putative DNA polymerase epsilon catalytic subunit. The record is from RefSeq and is a predicted model, not a curated record. Gene Ontology annotation, cellular component: epsilon DNA polymerase complex; nucleus. Gene Ontology annotation, molecular function: DNA binding; nucleotide binding; zinc ion binding. Gene Ontology annotation, biological process: nucleotide-excision repair, DNA gap filling; mitotic cell cycle; DNA replication. Lineage: Eukaryota; Euglenozoa; Kinetoplastea; Trypanosomatida; Trypanosomatidae. The transcript has a single exon. Bases 1 to 6915 code for a protein of 2304 amino acids.